AUGCGUUCUGUCGUCGGAUCGGAAAUGCGUGCGGACCUAACCUGUACCCCCCUAUUCGGGAUGCGUCCGUACUUUUUCGACCUCAGUUGCGAUAGUAUGCGUUUGCGCAUUAAUUGUCGCAUUUGGUGGCGAUCGGACUCUCUGGCAUCAGAACCAGGAUCGAAGAGCUCCUUCGACAGCUCCCAUUCGAGCUUGCGUUCCUAUAGCUCAAGUCCGCGUUCGGAGAUGUGUUUCUUCAUUUCCUGUGCCGACAACAAAACCUUUUCGAUCCUGAACACAGAACAGGACAUGUGUGAAGCGCAUUUCUCGACAGAGGUGCGUUCGUGA
Messenger RNA from Chondrus crispus (carragheen), 327 nucleotides. RefSeq lists its product as hypothetical. NCBI's taxonomy places the organism in Eukaryota, Rhodophyta, Florideophyceae, Gigartinales, Gigartinaceae. The transcript has a single exon. The record is from RefSeq and is a predicted model, not a curated record. Bases 1 to 327 code for a protein of 108 amino acids.